This is a messenger RNA of Drosophila pseudoobscura, 3657 nucleotides long. Its product is annotated as adenylyl cyclase X E-like. The coding region runs from base 88 to 3567 and encodes 1159 amino acids. The transcript has 10 exons. Gene Ontology annotation, cellular component: plasma membrane. The record is from RefSeq and is a predicted model, not a curated record. Gene Ontology annotation, biological process: adenylate cyclase-activating G protein-coupled receptor signaling pathway; cAMP biosynthetic process; adenylate cyclase-inhibiting G protein-coupled receptor signaling pathway. Gene Ontology annotation, molecular function: adenylate cyclase activity. NCBI's taxonomy places the organism in Eukaryota, Metazoa, Arthropoda, Insecta, Diptera, Drosophilidae.
ACGAACAGAUACAUCAUUUAGCAGAGGCAACAACACACACAAUACUCCCCAAUCCCAUAGCAACACACACAACAAGUAAAUACAAAAAUGCCAACAAGCAGAAGAACUUCCUUCAAACAAUGUCCCCUCAAUUAUGCCAAGGAGCGUCGCUGGGAGCCCGACUAUCUGAAGGUCAAGUGCACCGAGCUGGGCGUGGAAAACGAGUACAUGCUGUAUCAGAGACGUCAGCGGAUCAGCUACCUGAGGGUUUUCUACAUACUGCAUAUCCUAGCCACCCUGUUUCACUGUAUAAUGAUACUAGUCUUCUGCGCUCACAACGGCCUAAUCGUUUUCGAUAUAGCCGUUUAUGUGAUAGCCACUGUCCUCAUUCUGAGCAUACUCAGCGUCAACUUCAACGAGGAGUAUGUGUCCAGUAACCCCUGGAUUCUGACAAUUACUUCAGUGCUAUCCGCCCUGAUUCUAGUAUCUGCGGAUGUCUUUCAGGGCACCUAUCAAUACUACAAAAACGACUGGAUGUUGGCCACCUCCUACGACACUUAUACGAUCCUGAUAAUCUACAUGUUCCUGCCCAUACCCUCGCUGCUGGGCGCCGUGCUGCUGGGAUCGGCGGUGUCCGUGCUGUUCAUCACGUACUUCAUGAAGGUCGUCGCCACGCGAUUCCAUUACUUCAGUAUGAGUGAAGUGGAUGCGUACAACCAGAUAAGUGUGGAUGUCAUACACUACUUUUGCUUCAACCUUCUGGGGGUCUUCUUUCGCAUCAUAAACGAGAUUGUAGUGCGCUCCUCCUUCCUGAAUCGCCACCAGUACAUAAUGGAGAAGAUCUGGCUGCGCAACGCCCGAAUCCAGGAGAAGAUGCUGCUGGACAGCAUUAUACCGCCGCAGAUAGCGAAGCCCAUUCAAGAGGACAUAAAAUCCAGACUGGCCAGAAAGGGCGAUUCGUUGCGCCCGACGCGCGUCAUGGAGCAGAUCAUGGCCAUUCAGAUCCAUCCCGAGGUCACGGUGUUGUAUGCGGAUGUCGUCAACUAUACGCAUCUGACGACCACUGUGAACGUGGAGAAGUUGGUGAGGCUGCUGCACGACCUCUACGGAAGGUUCGAUAUGGCCGCCACCCAAUUCGAGGUUCAGCGAAUCAAGUUCUUGGGCGACUGCUACUACUGUGUGGCCGGUCUGAUGCGCCCGAAUCCGGACCACGCCAAGUGCUGUGUGAACCUGGGUCUGUCCAUGAUCUCCCACAUUCAGGAAGUGCGGAUUCAAAACGAGGUGGACAUCGAUAUGCGCAUUGGAAUCCAUUCGGGUAGCGUGAUUGCUGGAGUCAUUGGCGAAGCUAAGCUGCAGUUCGACAUAUGGGGUGCGUGGGACAUUCCAGAUCAGCAUUCCUUGAAGAUAAUACUCCUCCUUUGUGCAGGAACCGACGUGACCAUUGCCAAUCUUCUCGAGUCCACCGGUGCGCCAGGCUUCGUCCACAUCAGUGGCAGGACUUUGUCGCAAUUGGAUGCUGAUCAGUACACCAUAUUUCCCGGCACGGAGAGCGCUCUGGCCGAGCCCUUUCUGCGGGAAAAAAACAUCAGAACCUACUUGCUGACGGGUGAGGUAAAUAUGGAUCCCGACACUUACCGAUUGGACAGUUGGGGGUCCUUGUCCGUGUCGGCACUGGACAUCAGCGAGAGACCGGAAUUUCACACGCAUUUUGCGACCGACGAUUCGAUUAACGAUGAGCUGCGUGAAGAGUUUAAAAAUAUGCCGGUCAGUGGCGUUGAACUUUUCAAGUCUUGGUCAGCCUGUUUUGGACGUAAGACUCAACCGACUGCCGAUCCCUCCAUACAUAAGAUCUGUCUCCAUUUUAACGAUCCCCAUUUGGAAUGGAAGUAUUUGAUGCAGUCGGACUACAUGUUUAAGUACAGCAUUCUGCUGGCCUGGUGCAGUGGCUGUAGCCUGAUCUACAUUCAGUUGAUUGAGAGCCUCGAUCCUUGCGAUAUAUGCAUUGUGAUAAACUUUUUUGCGUUCUUUUGCCUCACGGCGCUGCUUCUGAUAGCCUGGUACAAGAAGAUUUGCUGGUGGAUGUACGGUCGCAGCGAUAAGAUCCUGUUUAACAAGUCGAACUGCAGGAUAUUCCGCCUCCAUGAUAAGAUCGUACGUCACCUGACGGUGCGGGUUUGUAUCUACGUCUUGAUCUUGGCAUCGUACUUCUCCCUCAUCGUUCUCAUAAUGGUCAACUGCAAUUGGGAGGAGUUCCAGAUGAACGACAUUGAGAGCAAACUGUAUCACUACGAGAUGGAUCUGAACAUGUGCUUCCAUCCCUGGGUGGUCACAAAUAUGGUGGCCCUGAUCAUUGGCGUCAGCUUCACAUUCGCCCGCAUACCGUUCAUGGUCAAGACGGUCAUCACUCUGUGCUUCACAAUCGUCUAUAUGGUUAUUAUAUUUUUCCAGUUCGAUUUCGUGUUCCAUCACAGCGCCACCAUUAAUCCAUGGUUUCCCUCGGAAAUCGCGCAUGGCAUGCGGAUCUUGAUAACCCUAUUUAUGAUGUACCUGAAAGAGCGACAUUCGGAGUUCAACAAUAAAAUCGGCUUCGAAUGGAGCGUUGAUCUAACGAAAAAGAAACAGGAUGCCGAUGAGACCAACCAAUCCAUUACAAUUGUUCUGAACAACAUACUUCCCGCUCAUGUCGGUGGGUCUGGGGUCCCUUGGCUCUCACUGACUGGCUCUCAUCGAUCGAUUUCUCUCGCCCUUUCCACAGUCAAAGUCUACAUUAGAAACCUGGCCAAGCACGAGCUCUACUAUGAGGAAUAUAAAAUGGUCUCCGUCAUGUUUGCCUCGCUAACGAACUUUGAAAUGGACCUGCGGCACUUGCGCAUCCUCAACGAGAUCAUCAGGGAGUUUGAUAGACUGUUGAUUCACUAUCAGGAGUACUACGUGGUGGAGAAGAUCAAGAUUGUGGGCUGCACUUAUAUGGCAGCUUGUGGAUUGGACGUGAACUAUGCCGACCGCGUCAACAACUGGCUGGCGAAGCGCGAUUCCCUUUUGGAGGAGGUGGAGCAGGCCCAACGCACACGCAAGUCUUCCACUAAGGAAAGUGUUGAGAGCCACGAGGAGGUGGUCUUUGUGAUGGCCACGUUUGCCUUGGACCUAAUGCGUACCCUCUGGACAGUCAAGAAGUCCUACGAAGAUCUUCAGUGGCAUUAUGAUCGCUCUUUGAUAGUCGGUGACAUGGCCAUCGGCAUCUCCAGUGGCGAGGUGAUGGCCGGCGUUGUGGGCGCCUCUCACCCACACUACGACAUCUGGGGCAGUCCGGUCAACAUGGCUUCCCGCAUGUAUUCCACCGGCCGAAUCGGACACAUCCACGUGACAGAGGAGACAGCCCUUCUGUUGCGUGAAUUCGGCGUCGACUGCAUCUGUCGUGGGAUGACAUUCGUGAAAGGCGCUGGAAGGAUUCCCACGUACUUUGUGGCCAUUGAUGAUGAUUAUCACUUUGUGCCCGUGACCCAGUGGAGUCAAACAUCUGACCGACGGCGAUCGGUUACUGGACUUGGGUUACUUACCGACAGCUCUUCUUCCUACGAAGAUGAUUAAGGGAUGGCACUCCCUUAGCAGUCAUGGCAGAGCAAAGAUCCUCUUAUUGUAUUCAAAUUUUCUUUAAUUACAUUGAACUUCAACUUUGAA